CAGAAGGAGUGUUGUAUGGCGUUGAAGCUCGUUUGGAGGUUUGUUAAGACAGUGUCCAAAGAAGGGCCAGAUGUAUACAGAAUGGUGUCGUCUGCAUAGAGGUGGAUCAAAUAAUCACCCGCAGCAAGAGCGACAUUAAUGAUCCAUACAGAGAAAAGAGUCGGCCCAAGAAUUGUUGAACCUUGUGGCACCCCCAUAGAGACUGCCAGAGGUCCGGACAACAGAACCUUUUAUUUGACACACUAUCUGAGAAGUAGUUAGUGAACCAGGCAAGGCUGGGUGGAUUAUCCUGCUGGGGGAAAGUUAGUACAUCUGGGUGAUGUUAAUGUUUUACCUGUUGGUUCUAACCAAUGGCUAUUAAAUGAAUUUUAGAGGUUUGCAUCGGAGGGAACAUUUCAUUCUGACAUGGCUCAGCUAAAAAAGACAGUUCUCUCUCACCUCCCAAAGUUUCAUUUUAGUCACACAGUAGUAGGUACAUAGAGGAUUAGGAAGUAAGGCUUGGCAUUUGUUAGUGAGGAAUUCAUGUAUUUGCAGAUAGAUGAACUCACCAUCCUGACCCACUGUGCUGUGUUCUGGUCUAGUGUGGUCUGGUCCUCAGGGUACUGAACCUGUCUGAGCUGGUGGUCCUGUGCCCUGACCUGGCCACACUGAAAAAUGUGCUAUACUUCCGCCAGAACCAGCUGGUCUAUCCGGUCCGCAAGAGUCAGGACAGACACUUCCAGUAUGGAUGCAACCAUGGUGAAGAUUGACCUGGUGCCAUGGCUUGGUGGAAGAUGUUCAACUCCUCUUUUUUUAACAUGGAGUCCUUCCUGUCCUCCAUUUCAUCCUUCAUGAAGAUGAUUCCGGACCACAGGCCCAAAGACCUGGACAAGCUCAUCUGCCCAAAGGGCCGGGUCCUCCACUUCCCCAUCCAAUCCCCCCAUGUCACAAGGAUAAGGAUCCAAAACACCUCCAGGCUGUGUAAGGGCUAUUUGACCAAGAAUGAGAGUGAUGGAGUGCUGCAUCAGAUGACCUGGCCUCAAACUGAAUUGGUCCACCCACACAGACAGCAUCGCGAAGAAGGCUUGUCACUAAAAGCACUCACAAACUUCUACAGAUGCACAAUCGAGAGCAUCCUGUCGGGCUGUAUCACCGCCUGGUACGGCAACUGCACCGCCCACAACCGUAAGGCUCUCCAGAGGGUAGUGAGGUCUGCACAACGCAUCACCGGGGGCAAACUACCUGCCCUCCAGGACACCUACACCACCCGAUGUCACAGGAAGGCCAUAAAGAUCAUCAAGGACAACAACCACCUGAGCCACUGCCUGUUCACCCCGCUAUCAUCCAGAAGGCGAGGUCAGUACAGGUGUAUCAAAGCAGGGACCGAGAGACUGAAAAACAGCUUCUAUCUCAAGGCCAUCAGACUGUUAAACAGCCACCACUAACAUUGAUUGGCUGCUGCCAACACACUGACUCAACUCCAGCCACUUUAAUAAUGGGAAUUGAUGGAAAUUGAUGUAAAAUAUAUCACUAGCCACUUUAAACAAUGCUACUUAAUAUAAUGUUUACAUACCCUGCAUUACUUAUCUCAUAUGUAUAUACUGUACUCGAUACCAUUUACUGCAUCUUGCCUAUGCCGUUCUGUACCAUCACUCAUUCAUAUAUCUUUAUGUACAUAUUCUUCAUCCCUUUACACUUGUGUGUAUAAGGUUGUAGUUUUGGAAUAUUUAGGUUAGAUUACUCAUUGGUUAUUACUGCAUUGUCGGAACUAGAAGCACAAGCAUUUCGCUACACUGCUAACCAUGUGUAUGUGACAAAUACAUUUGAUUUGAUUUUGAUUUGACUGCAGAGUGAAGAAAAAGCAGCCAACGAGUGAUCAGCAUAUGUGGGAACUCCUUCAACACUGUUAGAAAAGCAUUCCAAGUGAAGCUGGUUGAGAGAAUGCCAAGAGUGUGCACAUCUGGGCAAAGGCAAAAGGUGGCUACUUUGAAGAAUCUAAAUUAUAAAUCUAUGUUGAUUUGUUUAAUACUUUUUUGGUUACUACAUGACUCCAUAUGUGUUAUUUCAUAGUUUUGAUGUUUUCUCUAUUAUUCUAUAAUGUAGAAAAUAGUCAAAAUAAAGAAUAACCCUUGAAUGUAUUUAUAUAUUUUUUACCUUUAUUUAACUAGGCAAGUCAGUUAAGAACAAAUUCUUAUUUUCAAUUCUUAUUUGCAACCUUCAGGUUACUAGUCCAACGCUCUAACCACUAGGCUACUUUGCCUCCCCAGUGAGUUAGUGUGUUCAAUCUUUUGACUGGUACUGUAUCAGUCCAGUGAAAUAUUUUUCCUAAACAUUUAUCCCGUUACACAAAUGUUAUUUAUACCCCAUUUAUACUUGAGAUUUAGAAGGAAAAUGACAAUUAUGUAACCUCGAUGACAGGUCAACAGAGCAUUACAUCAUGGAAAGAUGGGGCCUCCAUGCACUUAACACAAAUUCCUAAUUUUGCUAGGUAUUGUACUUUGCUCUCCGAUACAACCAUUUUUUGGUGGUCAUUAGCACUGUAUACAUGAUACCAAUUUCAGCUUCAAGAUGCCGGCAAUUGGAAAAAAUGAAAAAGUAGAUUGUGUUGAUUUAUUGGCACGUGGA
This is a messenger RNA of Oncorhynchus keta (chum salmon), 2604 nucleotides long. RefSeq lists its product as uncharacterized. Bases 759 to 1424 code for a protein of 221 amino acids. NCBI's taxonomy places the organism in Eukaryota, Metazoa, Chordata, Actinopteri, Salmoniformes, Salmonidae. The record is from RefSeq and is a predicted model, not a curated record. The transcript is spliced from 3 exons.